AUGCCAAAGCAAUCCAAAAAGAAGAGCAAAUCCUCAUCCCAAACAACCUCCGAAAAAGCAUCAGAACCAGCCAAACCAAAAGAACUUCCAGCUUCAUUGAAAGAACACGAAGAGAGUGAAACAUCCAUCAAGAGAAAAGUCAAAAAACUGGCCAAUUAUUUGAAAGAAGCCAAACAUGUAGUGAUUUAUACUGGAGCUGGUAUUUCAACAAGUGCACAAUUGAGUGAUUAUCGUGGGCCGAAAGGAGUUUGGACUGCAAUGGAAUAUGGUGUUGAGGAAUAUGAAGGUGUGGAAAUUGAGCAAGCUGUUCCUACCUAUUGUCACUAUGCCAUCACACAUUUGGUCAAGAAGGAUUAUGUAAAGUAUGUCGUAUCGACCAAUGUGGAUGGUCUUCAUAGAAGAUCUGGAUUACCUAGAGAUAAGCUUGCUGAAUUACACGGAAAUUGUUAUGUUGAAUAUUGUAACAAGUGUGAAAAGGAAUAUUUGAGAGGAUUUGAUGUUAGUAAGAAUGAAAAGGAUUGGACCAAGCACUUUACUGGAAGAAAGUGUGAAUGUGGUGGCAGACUUAAAGAUAAUAUAAUUCACUUUGAUGAAGAUUUGCCUGAGAAGGAUUUUGAUCAAGCAAUGGAUCAUUCAAAGAAGGGUGAUUUUGCAUUGGUUCUUGGAACAAGUAUGAAAGUUACCCCUAGUUGUGAAUUCCCACUUGAAGUUCUAGAUAAUAAGGGAAUGAUGUGUAUUGUAAAUUUACAGAAAACUGAAUAUGAUAGAUUGGCAACUGUCAGAAUUUUUGGUAAGACUGACUUGUUUAUGCAAUUGUUAAUGAAAGAAUUGGAAGAAGAGGAAAAUGUUGAUACUUCAUUUGAUGCUCUUCAAGUGAUUAAUAUUGAUUAG
This is a messenger RNA of Naegleria gruberi, 891 nucleotides long. RefSeq names its product silent information regulator family protein. The coding region runs from base 1 to 891 and encodes 296 amino acids. Lineage: Eukaryota; Heterolobosea; Eutetramitea; Acrasida; Naegleriidae. Gene Ontology annotation, molecular function: NAD+ binding. The transcript has a single exon. The record is from RefSeq and is a predicted model, not a curated record.